This is a messenger RNA of Candidozyma auris, 1476 nucleotides long. Its product is annotated as mRNA splicing protein SYF1. Gene Ontology annotation, biological process: mRNA splicing, via spliceosome; generation of catalytic spliceosome for first transesterification step. The transcript has a single exon. Gene Ontology annotation, cellular component: post-mRNA release spliceosomal complex; Prp19 complex; U2-type catalytic step 2 spliceosome. Gene Ontology annotation, molecular function: protein binding. The record is from RefSeq and is a predicted model, not a curated record. Lineage: Eukaryota; Fungi; Ascomycota; Pichiomycetes; Serinales; Metschnikowiaceae. Bases 1 to 1476 code for a protein of 491 amino acids.
AUGGGCGAAUACGAACUCGAAAAUCGCCUCGAUAUCUUCGAAGACCUUCUCAGAAAGCGGCCUUUUCUCAUCAAUGACGUGAGACUCAAAAGCAGUCCAAACAACGUCGAUCUCUGGCUCGAACGUGCAUCAAUAUACGACAAUGACCACGGUGGCAGAAUCAAAGCUCUAGUGGACGCUCUCAUGAAUAUCAAUCCGCUACAUGCAACGGGACAAAAGAGCUUGGUGAGUAUAUGGGAGGAAUACGCAAAGAUAUAUCUAGACCUGGGUGACGUGAACACUGCGAUUUUGAUUUAUUCCAAAGCGGCCAAAUCUCAGUUCAAAGAUGCCCUGGAACUUGCGUCUGUCCAUAUCAUGUGGACAGAAGCGCUCUUAAAUGUUUCUGACGAGGCAGCUCUUGAACACAUCGAGGAUGUCUUAUACAAUCAUAUACCUCCCAACUUCAAGCAGGUGAAGUUUCACAUCUCCUCUAUGCCUGUCCAAGCAAGAGUGUUCAAAUCUGUCGAUUUAUGGAAAUUUUAUAUCGACCUACUAAAAGCUGUCUUGGAUGAGAAGAAUCUCGAGGUGAUAAACAACAAAAUGCACACGGCGUAUCAGAAAAUGAUGCAUCUAGAAGUGAUUACUCUACGACUUAUCUUUGAUUAUGCUUCAUUUUUGAAGCAGCAAAACAUGCUAGACCGUGCAUUCUCUUUGUACGAGGAGGCGCUUCGUGCUUUUCAAGCCCCAAUGGCCCAAUAUGAACUUUGGAAAGCAUACUUGGAAGAUACUAUACUACAAAAGCUGGCCAAUGAAAACCGAAUCCGUGAUCUUUUGGAGCAGUGCUUGCUGGGCGUGCCAUUGCCGGGCCAUCUUGUAAAAAACAUAUUCGAUAUGUACAUUGACUUCGAAGAAAGGAACCAAAUGCCUAUAAAAACACUCAAGUUGCUUGAAAGAGCAAUUGCUUACCUUGGACAGGCUAUCCAAGGUCCUGUUAUGGACUACUCAAAACAGGAACUCAACAAGAUUGUGGACGACAAAUACGUCUUCCAACUUCAGCUUUUGACCAGGAUUGCGCAGGUGAAGGACCACCAGCUUUUAAGAAGUGCUUACGAAACAGCAGUUCAGGAUUUGCACUACUCAAUGCCGCAAAUUCUCGACUUAGGACUCCGUUUUAUCGAGUUUGAGACACUUCAGAAGGAAAUUGUGAGAGCAAGAUCUCUUUUCAAACACUUCACUCUGUUGGGAAGUCCGGAAUCACUUCUUUUUGCUAAAGUUUGGGCCGCCUGGGAAAAGUUUGAAUCUGAACAUGGGUCCGAAGAACUAAUUCAAGAUAUGUUUAGUUACAGAAGAAAGCUCUCGAGAGUUUUUGCUGACAUUGCUCAAGCUAAGAGCGAGGUAAAUCCUAUGGGAUUUGUGAAGGGAGAGACCAAGGGAGGAGAGAUCAAGCCCAAGCAUGUCGAGAAUCCCGACGCCAUCGAUUUAGACAUGGACAUGUGA